Molecule: messenger RNA, 2502 nt
Organism: Oncorhynchus mykiss (rainbow trout)
Lineage: Eukaryota; Metazoa; Chordata; Actinopteri; Salmoniformes; Salmonidae
Product: spindlin-W
Biological process (GO): gamete generation
Source: RefSeq, a predicted model, not a curated record
CUAGGCCUACAUCAAUGCUUACAGGCAUGCUUACACCUUGAUGUUGUAGUCAGGAAUAUAUCUGGCUUGUCCAAAAAUAUCAAAUUGCUGCAAUCUUACGAAACGUGGUCCGCAGCGAAAUUACAUUAGAAACAUGACAUGAUUUCACAGACAAUUGCACAUGCAGCAGUUGAGGGAGAGGGCGACGUUGUUUGUUGACAUCCGGAUUGUGUGAAUUUCUGGAAAUAUGUCCAAGAAAAGGGGCAGAAAGCGUAGCAGCGGCGAGCUGAGUGAGAGUUCGGGUUUGUCUCUGUCGUCGACCCUAGACCCUAACAACCUGCUGGGCCUGCGGAUUGAGCACAAUUGGAGGGAGAAGGGCAACCUGACCAAGUGGAAAGGCACAGUGCUGGAGCGCCUCACCGUCAACACCUCCCUGUACAUGGUCAAAUACGACGGCUUCGACUGCGUCUAUGGCAUCGAGCUGUUCAAAGACGAGCGGGUGUCCAACCUGCAGGUUUUAACAGAGAAAGUUGUAAACAACAAGAUCAAGGUGCCCCACGAUGCGCCAGAGCUGGUGGGCAAGGCUGUGGAGCACCUGUUUGAGAAGGAGGACGGUGAGAAGAAUGAGUGGAGGGGCAUGGUGCUAUCUCGCGCCCCCAUCAUGACCAACUGGUACUACAUCACCUAUGAGAAGGACCCUGUGCUCUACAUGUACCAGCUCUGGGACGACUAUAAGGACGGAGACCUCCGCAUCCUCCCUGAAGCUGAGAACAAACACCUGCUGCCUGCGGACAGGAAGCCAGGCGAGGAGACAGAGAGCCUUGUGGGUAAGCAGGUGGAGUACGUCACUGAUAAGGGCGUGAAGAGGACUGGGCUGGUUAUCUACCAGGUUCCCGCCAAACCCUCCGUCUACUACAUCAAAUACGACGACGACUUCCACAUCCACGUUUAUGACCUUGUCAAAACCACCUAGAAUACAACUUGACCUUGUCACAACCACCUAGAACACAACUAGACCAUGUCAAAACCACCUAGAAUACAACUAGACCUUGUCAAAACCACCUAGAAUACAACUUGACCUUGUCAAAACCACCUAGAAUACAACUUGACCUUGUCAAAACCACCUAGAAUACAACUUGACCUUGUCAAAACCACCUAGAAUACAACUAGACCUUGUCAAAACCACCUAGAAUACAACUAGACCUUGUCAAAACCACCUAGAACACAACUAGACCUUGUCAAAACCACCUAGAAUACAACUAGACCCGGUCAAAACACCUAGAAUACAACUAGACUCGGUCAAAACCACCUAGAAUACAACUCGACUCGGUCAAAACCACCUAGAAUACAACUCGACUCGGUCAAAACCACCUAGAAUACAACUAGACCUUAUCAAAACCACCUAGAAUACAACUAGACCUUGUCAAAACCACCUAGAAUACAACUAGACCCGGUCAAAACCACCUAGAAUACAACUCGACUCGGUCAAAACCACCUAGAAUACAACUCGACUCGGUCAAAACCACCUAGAAUACAACUAGACCUUGUCAAAACCACCUAGAACACAACUAGACCUUGUCAAAACCACCUAGAAUACAACUAGACCCGGUCAAAACACCUAGAACACAACUAGACCCGGUCAAAACCACCUAGAAUACAACUAGACCUUGUCAAAAACACCUAGAAUACAACUAGACCUUGUCAAAACCACCUAGAAUACAACUAGACCUUGUCAAAACCACCUAGAAUACAACUAGACCCGGUCAAAACCACCUAGAAUACAACUCGACUCGGUCAAAACCACCUAGAAUACAACUAGACCCGGUCAAAACCACCUAGAAUACAACUAGACCUUGUCAAAACCACCUAGAAUACAACUAGACCCGGUCAAAGCCACCUAGAAUACAACUCGACUCGGUCAAAACCACCUAGAAUACAACUCGACCCGGUCAAAACCACCUAGAAUACAACUAGACCUUGUCAAAACCACCUAGAAUACAACUCGACUCGGUCAAAACCACCUAGAAUACAACUCGACUCGGUCAAAACCACCUAGAAUACAACUCGACUCGGUCAAAACCACCUAGAAUACAACUAGACCUUGUCAAAACCACCUAGAAUACAACUAGACCCGGUCAAAACACCUAGAACACAACUAGACCCGGUCAAAACCACCUAGAAUACAACUCGACUCGGUCAAAACCACCUAGAAUACAACUAGACCCGGUCAAAACCACCUAGAAUACAACUCGACUCGGUCAUAACCACCUAGAAUACAACUCGACCCGGUCAAAACCACCUAGAAUACAAAUUAGACCCGGUCAAAACCACCUAGAAUACAACUAGACCUUGUCAAAACCACCUAGAAUACAACUAGACCUUGUCAAAACCACCUAGAAUACAACUCGACUCGGUCAAAACCACCUAGAAUACAACUCGACCCGGUCAAAACCACCUAGAAUACAACUAGACCUUGUCAAAACCACCUAGAAUACAACUAGACCUUGUCAAAACCACCUAGAA